Molecule: messenger RNA, 1570 nt
Organism: Lampris incognitus (smalleye Pacific opah)
Lineage: Eukaryota; Metazoa; Chordata; Actinopteri; Lampriformes; Lampridae
Gene: vash2
Product: vasohibin 2
Exons: 9
Coding region: 391-1503 (370 amino acids)
Biological process (GO): regulation of angiogenesis
Cellular component (GO): cytoplasm
Source: RefSeq, a predicted model, not a curated record
GACAGAGAGAGAGGGAUAGGGAGAGAGAGAGAGGGAUAGGGAGAGAGAGAGGAGAGAGGGAGAGGGAGAGAGACAGAGAGAGAGGGGGAUCGUGAAGGUGAAGUUAAAAAGGCUGGAGUCAAAACUGGAUUUAUCUUCAACUUCCGGUGGACGACCGUGCCGUGUGAUGAAUGGCACGUCGGACGCGUCGCUGUACGUCUCCCGGCCCGCUGUCCUCGUUGGUCGGAUGUCCCCCCUCCGCUCCGUCUCGCAGCCCGGGCUGAGAGACGCGGCACGCUCAACAUGAACUGACCAACGCUGACCCAUAAGCGCACCACCUGCACUCCUCCAACACACACACACACACACACUCCACCUCCUCCUCUCUGGGUCGGUGCUGGACUCGGAACCAUGACCGGCCCAAACUCCCCGAGCAGAACCGGCACCUCGCCCGCCAAGCUGAGCCGACACGGACGGUCCAAAAGCAGCAGUUCUCACUGCCUCCUCCGCUGCAGCACCGGGGAGGAAUCGUCUGCCUCCCCCCUAAACAACAGCUCCCGCUCCCCGGGGGAGGAGGAGGAAAAGGACGGAGGGGUUCUGUUCUACGUGAACCGCACCGGGUUCCCCAUUGAGAGCGUCACCUGGGAGCGGAUGUGGACCCACGUGGCCAACGUGCAUCCUGAGGGACAGGAGAUGGUGGAUGAGAUCCGAAAUGCUGCCUAUAUCCCCAAACAUCCUGUUCCCUGUGUUCCCAACUUCAAGCCAUCCAUGUCCGUCCCUGACUGGCUGGUGGCCGUUCAGAACUUCAUGAAGACUCUGCAGUACAACCACACAGGGACGCAGUUCUUUGAGGUGAAGAAGAGCCGGCCGCUGUGCGGGUUGAUGGAGACAGCGAGAGAGAUGAUCAGGGAGUCUCUACCAAUCAAAUGCCUCGAGGCGGUCAUCCUGGGAAUCUACCUGACCAACGGCCUGACGUCGCUGGAGCGAUUCCCCAUCAGCUUCAAGACGCAGUUCUCGGGCCACUGCUUCCACCACGUGGUGCUGGGCGUCUACUUCAACGGACGCUACGGCUCGCUGGGCAUGAGCCGGCGCCAGGACCUGAUGGACAAGCCGCUGACCCACAGGACGCUGGGAGAGCUGGUGGCCGAGUUCGAGACGUCCUACCGGAGAUACCAGCACACCCUGAAGAAGGUGAAGAUCGGCCUGUAUGUCCCCCACGACCCCCAUGUCUUCCAGCCCAUCGAGUGGAAGCACCUGGUGCUGAACGCUGUGCGGCUCGGAGCCCAGGAGAUGAAGAAGGAGCUGGAGAAACACGGCCGAGACAUGAGGAUGAAGAUCCUGAAGUCGUCGAGCGCCCAGUCGCCCAUCAAAGAACGCAGCCGAGGCAAGUCGUUAUCGCCACGGCGACGACAGACCAGCCCCCAUCAACGCUUCCCACACCGCCGAGAGAAAUCGCCGGCGUCGGUGGAUAGGAAACCUCCAGAACUCAGCACCCUCAAUGACGGCUACCAGAUCCGCAUCUGAUCCAUCGCCAUGGCAUCUUCUGGGUUAUUCUCCAGUGCUUUCCUGUUAACCUGAUCCAAAAACAGGA